AUGGUGAAAAGACCUGUAAAGAAACCUUCAAAGUUUAGGCAAUUAACUCCUGUAAUUAAAACAAUUUUCUUGGCUGCAUUUGUUGCUUACAUCAGCAUUUUUGUAGCAGAUUUUGUUACAAAGUAUUCCAUACAAAUAAAGCCAAGAAAUGAGACGAUGAAUGUUGCCAACUCAACAGUCAAUGCAACAGAAACUGCCGCGGUCGUCCACGUCGCAGGCCCACGAAAACCGAAAUAUUGGUUUUACAUGGCAAAGGGUUACAUGUGGAUUUUCUUUUCCGUCGAUAAUGUGUUGAAAAAACUUGGAUUGGAGAAGAUUGAAGUCGAUGUUAAUAGACACAGAGCUGUGCAUAUGGAUUGGGAUUUACUUUGGACUUAUGACUAUCAUAGUGAAAUUAACAUUGACUUUAAGAAGUUGAAAUAUCAUCAAAAGAUUAAUCACAUCCCAGGAAAUUAUGUUUUAUGCAUGAAGGAUUAUUUGGCAGUUAACACGAAAUCUAAAUACAUUGCACCGGCUUUCAACAACUCGGAAAGUUUAGAAGAAUACGCCAAUGAACAUCCAAAUGCGAGAUUUGUUCAGAAGCUUUGGAGUAAUCGUGGCGUUUCAUUGAAAAAUGCUUCAGAGAUUAAUUUCAAAAUGUUCGGAUCUGGCUAUAAAUAUUUUGCACAACUUUAUAUCGAAAAUCCGCUGUUAAUUGAUGGAUAUAAGUUUGACUUUGGAAUUUAUGUUUUAGUGGCGUCACUUGAACCAUUGAGAGUUUAUUUUUAUGAGAAAAAUACCCUCAUUCGAUUGUGUGGGAAGAAAUAUGAUCCAAACAACUACGAAGAUCUUGACACUUAUGUAAUCGGCGACGUGUGUCAGUUUCCCUGGGAUAUUGAUGUGCUUUCAGUGUACUAUAAUCAAUCGUACACGUACAAGGAAGCUAUGAACGCAUAUUUCACGAAAAAUGGUUACAACGUCUCAAAAAUCUGGUGGCAAGUUGAAGAUUGUAUUCGGGAAAUAAUUUUGAAUUCAGAAAGCAGCUUCAAUCAUUGGGUGAAACAAUAUCCAUUCAAAUACUCGUUCUUUGAACUUUAUCGCUUCGAUUUUAUGCUUGACAAUGACUUGAAUCUUUAUCUUCUUGAAGUUAAUCAAAGUCCGAAUGUGAAUCCAUCAGUGAGACUUGCACGUGAUAGAAGAAUGUUUGAAAAUCUUUUAUUCGAUUCAUUUACACUUCUUGGUGUUGGAUCUUACAUUAAGAACAAAACAAAUUUUGAGUUUGGAGGUGACUUGGAAGAGCAGAUGAUAUGCCAUCGAGAUAGCAUAACUGUACGGCCUGAAACCUGUGUCAAUAAACCUUGUAAUGAAACUUGUGAUCCUGAAGAAUGCGAUCUGUGUUGGGAUUGUUUAUCGAACAACCAAAGGCACGAUUUGCAUCUUGCUUAUCGUGAAGCCAAACACCGCGGAACUAUGAAGAGAAUUUUCCCACCCCCAAAAGUAUGUUUAAGCAGCUUUGGAGAGACUUGGAGAAAAAUUCCUGAAGGCUCUUACGCCAGCCAAUGUUCUACACAUAAAGUGGUACCAGGAAAUGUGUAAGAAAGAUUCAGAUUUCUGUUGAUGCCUUCGGCCUUCGGUACAAGUUAACAAGCAUGAAAACUUUAUAAGUCUUCAUGUUCUUCAUAUUUCUGAAAUAAAAAUUACGCCUACAAGAUAGUCCUAGAAAAACAA
Clunio marinus is the source of this 1707-nucleotide messenger RNA. The record is from the annotation of a GenBank genome assembly. Lineage: Eukaryota; Metazoa; Arthropoda; Insecta; Diptera; Chironomidae.